CCGGCUUGUUGAUUGUGUCUCGUGAAUUUGCACUGCUAUGAGCGGCGAUCAACUGGCUUCCAGGCAAGCCCAACUUACCCUAGUUCCUCGUCUUGUUUCCUUUGGUGAUCCAAACGCUCAGCCGCCCACGCCUAAACAGACCCCAACUUCUGCCAUCUUCCCAAGCCCCGUAUUUGAAACACCCAAGAACAACCGGUGCCACUUGGACGAGUCGAGCGGCUGGACUCCCCGUUUUGCCGAGGAAUAUUCCGUCUUCAACUCAACGCCGGGGAACCUGAGGGGCGAACGUGAACCGUCUGCUGAGUUUGGUUCAUUGACGCCUUACCCACCGCCGUCCGCGGGCCAGAAGCGCCUGCUUUCCGCUGACGAUAUUGCUGCCGAUAUCGCAACCCAUGGUGGUCACUUCUCGCCGAAACCCAAUAUCUCCUCCCUGUCCCCGGUUGAUCCUCACCGGAGGCUGCCGUCCUCGGCCAACCCCUUAGCCGGCGGCUUCGAGGAGUGUGUAGCCAACGACGAGCGGCCGAGUCCUCAGGAACGGACGUCCAAGAAAGUUCGGCGUGGUACCAUUGCGAAGCAGGGCCAAGGGCAAACCGCGACCCCUCCUCCCUCGACUCGGAAAGGGUCACGGAAGCUUGCUCCCAAGCUCGACAUUAACACAAUGCAGCAUGCCCAGGGCUUCAGCCAGCCCGACUUCACCGACGCCGCCCAGCAGCCCAACAUGGACACGUUCGUGACCACCCCUGGCGACAUGUUCGGUUACCCGUUAUCCGCCACCGCACCGGCAUUCGCAGAUCAACGCCCCUUCUGGGAUCAAGAUCCUGGCAUAGCGGGAAUGGACAUGGACUUCGGUCCUGCGAGCGCGGACGUCUUCCAACCCCCAACUCCAGGAGGUCAUGGACCGAUGGGCUCCAUCGAUUGGAGCAGAGCGAACCAGAUUUUCCCGGAACCCGGUGUCGUCCCACAGCACAAUCAAGAGAAUGCACAUCCCGCUAGGAGAGAGCGCCUCAUUGCGGCCAAGGCCUCGAUGCGUCUCGACACCUCGUCUGCUGAUCAGUCAAUGUUCGUUGGCACUUACCCUACCCCCAUAGAUGACCCCUUUGGGAUUGUUGGCAACAGCGGAGGCGUCGAUCCCGGCCUUCUAUUUAGUCGUCCGCCGUCCUCCAGUAUGGACAACCCAUUCAAUCCUGUGGAGUUGCCUCCCUCCUCGUCCGCGCCACCAGCGCCGCAGUCGACGCAGCCGUCCCAGCCUGCGCCUGCGCCGGCUAGGAUAAAAACACCCGCCGCUAUUCGCCGGUCGAUGAGCGUCAAGGAGCUAGGGUCAGGCAAAAGGACAGAUCGGACAAUUGUUAGCUCUCCCACGAGAUCAACUAGCCGACCAGGGGGCUUAUCUCGUAGCUUCAGCGAGACCCGGGGUAAAAAGCCAGUUGGACGAGCUUCAUUGCCUACUCUUGCACCCGCCGCUCCACGCCCACAGGCCCAACUGUCGAGCAGUGCCGGCGUCGGCGCUAGUCGACCGGUAGUAUCGCAACAUAGCCGCGCUGGUGGAAGAAGCUCCCCGUUGAAGAGCCAUCACCACCAUCGUCUAUCAAGUUUGUCGUCAAUCCCGGAGACCCUUGGGGCCCGUGCAAGAACGCAAGCCAAGUUCACGAUCGAUGCCAACGGGAGGGCCCGUGUAGAGACAACGGUAAUGGUGGAUGAAGUGGCACCGCCAACGAUAAGAACCAGACACAGUGCUCAACCACUGCUCCGCCAUCCGCAGUGGAACUCGUCCGAAGAUGACGACUCAUCCUCGGAGGACGACGACCCAAUCAUCAUCCCAUCCAGGAACACCUCCUUCGCCCUCCCGGAACCACCGAAACCAUCGAACACGCAUCCAUUUCACAGUUCGCAGCGUAGUAUUAGUGAUCUCAGCACAGCGUCGUAUGGCAGUCUCCUCGGAGGAUCGCCGGAUGACGGCGAGAGCGAGGCAGAGACGGUUAUGAAUGAGGCAACACCAACAGGAAAGCCGGGCGAUGCAGCCAGCGAGCUACGUAAGCUGCGAGAGAGCCGGCAAAAAAUGGCCUGGUCGGCCAAGCAGAGACAGUUUGCCUCGUCCGGUCUUUCAACCGCUGCCUUUGUGGGCAGUUACUCGGAGCAGGAUAUCGUCUCCCCCACGACACUCACAAACUCGAGCCUCCCGACCCCGUCAACUGAUUCGAGAAGCCAUGGAUUGAGGUGCGUUUGCAACAGGCUGGAAGUCGACCGUGAUGGCAACGGCUUCAUGGUGCAAUGUGAAUCGUGUGAGAUGUGGCUUCAUGGGAGAUGUGUUAACAUCACCAAGAGGACCCAGCCUUCGGUCUAUAUAUGCGCGUUUUGCGCAAACACGCCGAACAUGCGGGGCGGUCGAAUUCGAGACAACGGGCGCGCGUUCGGAACAAUGGGCCCUUCCGGGUCGGCGACGUCGCCGCUGGCGCACAAGUCGUUCAAAUUCCGAUGACGCUGCUGGGGUGACGGUCGACCGGGGCAUCGAAGGUUUUGAAUAGACAGGGGCGGCAUACUUCUAUACAUGGCUCUGUACAUCGACAAUUUUGUCAGCAAGGGGGUUAGUCGCUGGAGUGCAUCGCAUGGACUCGUUUAGGGUGGGAAGACCGAAGAAGCCUUCCCGAUAGAUCAUGUUCAACAGGGCACCAGCUAUCUCCUCAGGGAGAUAGUGAGAGCAUAAAUGAUACCCUAAUGUCAAUUAAUGGUAUUUGAGAAAGAUGUGAGCAAUGAAGACAUGC
This is a messenger RNA of Phialemonium atrogriseum, 2759 nucleotides long. RefSeq lists its product as uncharacterized. The transcript is spliced from 3 exons. The record is from RefSeq and is a predicted model, not a curated record. NCBI's taxonomy places the organism in Eukaryota, Fungi, Ascomycota, Sordariomycetes, Cephalothecales, Cephalothecaceae. Gene Ontology annotation, cellular component: Set1C/COMPASS complex. Bases 38 to 2476 code for a protein of 812 amino acids.